UUCUCAGGCGGUUCGCAUGUGCCACGGGGGAUUCACACGUUCGAUCGGUCGGGUUCCGCGUCGUUCCGGGCAUCGGACUUAGUGGCGCCGCCAUGGACUCAGAUUCUAGUGAAUAAAGAAAAUAACUCGAAAUACUGAUUUUGUGAGUGCCAAAACAAAGAUAUAGCGAGAAUAUACCGCGAAAUGAGUGCAAAUCUAUUUUGAAUGGUGUGCAAUUAAAGGAAGCCGAACGAGAAUACUUGACAAAAUGCAUUUGUGCGAGAUGCGUGGCAUACCGCGGCAUUUAGCCAGCGAAAGCAAAAGCGAAAUUAAGAUUAAAAAUAAAAAUAAAAAUAAAAAUGAAAAUAAAAGCAGCAGCGAGAUCAAACGCCGACACAGAAACAAUCGAAGCGUUGGGGACCGGCUAAAAAUAAUCAAAGUCGAUCGGAGUCGACGGGCGAUAUGCAUAUUCCCACUGAUGCUGCUCCUCUCGGGAUUAAAUGGAUUAACACAAGUUGCAGCGCUCAAGGGUGAAAAUCCACGAAUCAUCGAGCAUCCCAUGGACACGACGGUGCCAAAAAAUGAUCCAUUCACGUUUAAUUGCCAGGCCGAGGGCAAUCCAACACCAACCAUCCAGUGGUUUAAGGACGGCCGCGAACUGAAGACGGAUACGGGUUCGCAUCGCAUAAUGCUGCCCGCCGGUGGUUUAUUCUUUCUCAAGGUCAUCCACUCACGGAGGGAGAGCGAUGCGGGCACUUACUGGUGCCAGGCCAAAAACGAGUUUGGUGUGGCCCGCUCCCGGAAUGCAACGUUGCAAGUGGCAUUUCUCCGCGACGAAUUUCGCUUGGAGCCGGCCAAUACCCGCGUGGCCCAAGGCGAAGUGGCCCUGAUGGAGUGCGGCGCCCCCCGAGGAUCUCCGGAGCCGCAGAUCUCGUGGCGCAAGAAUGGACAGACCCUCAAUCUGGCCAACAACAAGCGGAUCCGCAUCGUCGACGGCGGCAACCUGGCCAUCCAAGAGGCCCGGCAAUCGGAUGAUGGAAGGUACCAGUGUGUGGUGAAGAAUGUGGUCGGCACCAGGGAGUCAGCCACUGCCUUCCUGAAGGUUCAUGUUCGCCCCUUCCUCAUCCGAGGACCCCAGAAUCAGACGGCUGUCGUGGGCAGCUCGGUGGUCUUCCAGUGCCGCAUCGGAGGCGAUCCCCUGCCCGACGUCCUGUGGCGACGCACUGCCUCCGGCGGCAAUAUGCCACUGCGUCGUGUGCACGUACUUGAGGACCGCAGUCUGAAGCUGGACGACGUCACUCUGGAGGACAUGGGCGAGUACAGUUGCGAGGCGGACAAUGCGGUGGGCGGCAUCACGGCCACGGGCAUCCUCACCGUUCACGCACCCCCUAAAUUUGUGAUACGCCCCAAAAAUCAACUGGUGGAGAUCGGUGAUGAAGUGCUGUUCGAGUGCCAGGCCAACGGGCAUCCCCGACCCACCCUCUACUGGUCGGUGGAGGGCAACAGCUCCCUGCUGCUCCCCGGCUACCGGGACGGGCGCAUGGAGGUGACCCUCACGCCCGAGGGUCGCUCGGUGCUCUCGAUAGCUCGCUUCGCUCGCGAGGAUUCCGGCAAGGUGGUCACCUGCAAUGCUUUGAAUGCCGUGGGCAGUGUGAGCAGUCGCACGGUGGUCAGCGUGGACACGCAGUUCGAGUUGCCGCCGCCGAUUAUCGAACAGGGUCCGGUGAACCAGACUCUGCCCGUUAAAUCCAUUGUGGUGCUGCCUUGUCGAACGCUGGGAACUCCGGUGCCCCAGAUUUCGUGGUACUUAGAUGGGAUUCCCAUCGACGUGCAGGAGCACGAACGCAGGAAUCUUUCGGAGUCGGGAGCUCUGACCAUCUCGGAUCUGCAGCGGCACGAGGACGAGGGCCUCUACACCUGCGUGGCCAGCAAUCGCAACGGGAAGUCCUCGUGGAGUGGCUACCUUCGCUUGGACACCCCGACCAAUCCGAACAUAAAGUUCUUCCGGGCUGCGGAGCUCUCCACCUACCCGGGACCGCCGGGCAAACCACAAACCGUGGAGAAGGGCGAGAACUCCGUGACGCUCUCGUGGACGAGGAGCAACAAGGUGGGUGGCUCCAGCCUGGUGGGCUACGUAAUCGAGAUGUUCGGCAAGAACGAGACCGACGGCUGGGUGCCCGUGGGCAGCCGGGUGCAGAACACAACGUUUACCCAAACCGGAUUGCUGCCGGGUGUGAAUUACUUCUUCCUAAUUCGGGCCGAGAACUCGCACGGCUUAUCGCUGCCCAGUCCGAUGUCGGAACCCAUUACGGUGGGAACGAGGUACUUCAACAGUGGUCUGGACCUGAGCGAGGCUCGUGCCAGUCUGCUGUCCGGGGAUGUUGUGGAGCUGAGCAACGCCAGUGUGGUGGACUCCACCAGCAUGAAGCUCACCUGGCAGAUCAUCAACGGCAAAUACGUCGAGGGCUUCUAUGUCUAUGCGAGACAGUUGCCAAAUCCAAUAGUCAACAAUCCCUCGCCCGUGUCGGCCAACUCGAAUCCGCUGCUGGGCUCCGCAUCCGCCUCGGCAUCCGCAUCCGCAUUGAUUUCAACGAAGCCAAAUAUUGCCGCUGCCGGCAAACGUGAUGGGGAGACCAACCAGAACCAGAACGGAGGAGCAGGAGCACCGUCCUCCUCCCAGCUGAGCACCAAGUACCGCAUGCUGACGAUUCUGAAUGGAGGAGGUGCCUCAUCCUGCACCAUCACCGGUCUCGUCCAGUACACGCUGUAUGAAUUUUUCAUCGUGCCCUUCUACAAGUCCGUCGAGGGCAAGCCGUCGAAUUCGCGCAUCGCCCGCACCCUCGAAGAUGUUCCCAAUGAGGCGCCAUAUGGAAUGGAGGCUCUGCUGCUUAAUUCCUCGGCGGUGUUCCUGAAAUGGAAGGCACCGGAACUUAAGGAUCGGCAUGGCAUUCUCCUGAACUAUCACGUUAUAGUGCGAGGCAUUGACACUGCUCAUAAUUUCUCACGAAUCCUGACAAAUGUGACCAUCGAUGCUGCUUCGCCCACUUUGGUCUUGGCCAACCUCACCGAAGGCGUCAUGUACACGGUGGGCGUGGCAGCCGGAAAUAAUGCCGGAGUCGGUCCGUAUUGCGUCCCAGCCACUUUGCGUUUGGAUCCCAUCACCAAGCGGCUCGAUCCGUUCAUCAAUCAGCGCUAUCCCAUCAAUCAGGACCAUGUUAACGAUGUGCUGACACAGCCCUGGUUCAUAAUACUCCUGGGCGCCAUCCUGGCCAUCCUUAUGCUGUCCUUCGGCGCAAUGGUCUUCGUGAAGCGCAAGCACAUGAUGAUGAAGCAGUCGGCACUGAAUACCAUGCGUGGCAAUCACACGGGCGACGUGCACAAAAUGCCGAGUCUAUCGACUCGCAAUGGAAAUGGUUACUGGCUGGAUUCGGCCAACGGCGGAAUGGUGUGGCGACCCUCGCCCGGCGGCGACUCGCUCGAGAUGCAAAAGGACCACAUCGCCGACUAUGCACCGGUCUGUGGUGCCCCCGGCUCCCCGGCCGGCGGUGGUGCCGGUUCCGGUGGGUCAGGCGGUGCGGGCAGCGGUGCCAGCGGCGGCGAUGACAUUCACGGAGGACACGGCAGCGAACGCAAUCAGCAGCGGUACGUGGGCGAGUACUCCAACAUCCCGACCGACUAUGCGGAAGUGUCCAGUUUUGGGAAGGCGCCCAGCGAGUACGGGCGGCACGGCAACUCCUCCCCCGCCCCCUAUGCCACCUCCUCGAUUCUGAGCCCCCACCAGCAGCAGCUCCAGCAGCAGCAGCAGCAGCAGCAGCCGCGUUAUCAACAGCGACCAGUUCCCGGCUACGGCCUCCAGCGCCCCAUGCACCCGCACUACCAGCAGCAACAGCAGCAACAUCAGCAGCAUCAGCAGCAGCAACAUCAGCAGCAGCAGCAACACCAGCAACAUCAGCAACUGCCCCCGAGCAACAUCUAUCAGCAGAUGUCCACCACCAGCGAGAUAUAUCCGAGCAACACGGGAGCCCCGCGCUCCGUCUACUCCGAGCAGUAUUACUACCCCAAGGACAAGCAGCGGCACAUCCACAUCACCGAGAACAAGCUGAGCAACUGUCACACCUACGAGGCGGCUCCCGGGGGCAAGCAGUCCUCGCCGAUCACCGCGCAGUUCGCCAGCGUGCGGCGGCAGCAGUUGCCGCCGAACUGCAGCAUCGGAAGGGACAGUGCCCGCUUCAAGGUGCUCAACACGGACCAGGGCAAGAACCAGCAGACCCAGCAGAACCUCCUGGAUCUGGACGGAUCCUCGCUGUGCUACAACGGGCUGGCGGACUCCGGCUGCGGCGGCUCCCCCUCCCCGAUGGCCAUGCUGAUGUCGCACGAGGACGAGCACGCACUGUACCACACGGCGGACGGCGACCUGGACGACAUGGAGCGCCUCUACGUGAAGGUGGACGAGCAGCAGCCGCCGCAGCAGCAGGCGCAGCUCAUCCCGCUGGUGCCCCAGCACCCCUCGGAGGGCCACCUGCAGUCGUGGCGCAACCAGAGCACCCGGGGCAGUCGCAAGAACGGAGUUCCGGAGUCCAGCAAGGAGCCCAAUGAGCUCAUCUACGCGCCGGGCAGCGUGGCCAGCGAAAGGAGUUUGUUGAGCAACUCGGGCAGCGGCACCAGCAGCCAGCCGGCUGGCCACAAUGUCUGACCCCUGCCCGCUGGUUCCACCCUGGGCCAGCCCUCUUCCAAGUCCCAAUCGCAAUCCCAAUCCCAGAGUGAGCUGCAGUCGCAGGAGCAGCUCUACG
Messenger RNA from Drosophila ficusphila, 4769 nucleotides. Its product is annotated as protein sax-3. Bases 248 to 4672 code for a protein of 1474 amino acids. The record is from RefSeq and is a predicted model, not a curated record. The transcript has 14 exons. Gene Ontology annotation, molecular function: protein binding. NCBI's taxonomy places the organism in Eukaryota, Metazoa, Arthropoda, Insecta, Diptera, Drosophilidae.